AGACACCAGCAAUCAGCAUGAAGGUCCUCGCAGCUGUCCUGGCUCUGGCGGGCGUCGCCGCCGCCAACUCCGCCUUCCGCUUCUCCGACGGCUACCUCGACGUCCUCGGCGCAGAGCCCGUUCAGGCCUUCGACUGUGCCGGUCGAAGCUACGGCUAUUACGCCGACGUCAGCAGCGACUGCCGAGUGUUCCACGUGUGCCUGCCCGUGGCUGACGACCUGGGCGAGCUCCUCGAGACCGCCCACUUCUCCUUCUUCUGCGGCAACCAGACCGUGUUCAGCCAGGAGUCGCUCACCUGCGCCCACCCCGAGGAGGCCUUCCCUGCGACCAGGCCGAGACCCUCUUCGACUUCCGUCAACGCCCUCUUCGGAUAUUCAGUGAUGAACGUCGAGCUGGAAAGGAAAGUAUAUAAGGGGCGCGAGCGCUUCGUGGGCAUCAUUCUCUCGCCAGACACCGACACCGAACAGCCAGUAAGUGCGAGGAACAAGGUCAUUGUCGCCUCGGCAUAG
This is a messenger RNA of Penaeus indicus, 509 nucleotides long. RefSeq lists its product as uncharacterized. The record is from RefSeq and is a predicted model, not a curated record. The coding region runs from base 18 to 509 and encodes 163 amino acids. Gene Ontology annotation, molecular function: chitin binding. The transcript has 4 exons. Gene Ontology annotation, cellular component: extracellular region. NCBI's taxonomy places the organism in Eukaryota, Metazoa, Arthropoda, Malacostraca, Decapoda, Penaeidae.